Molecule: messenger RNA, 2922 nt
Organism: Colletotrichum phormii
Lineage: Eukaryota; Fungi; Ascomycota; Sordariomycetes; Glomerellales; Glomerellaceae
Exons: 7
Coding region: 1-2922 (973 amino acids)
Molecular function (GO): protein binding
Source: RefSeq, a predicted model, not a curated record
AUGCCACUACGCCAGCUUUCACCUGGCCUACAGAACGCUGAUGAGGAUGCGGUAAAGAUCGAUAUCAUCGCCGUGCACGGCCUGAAUCCCCGAUCCAAGAACGAUGCCGAUCACGCAUGGGACACUUGGCGAACCCCGUCAGGACCUACAGGACGCCUCUGGCUCCGUGAUGACCUUCCUAAGUACGUUCCCGAUUCGAGGAUCUUCCUCUACCAAUACAACGCCACCGCCGUGUACGGGAAGGAUCAUAGCACCUUCAUCGACAAAGCCAACGACCUUCUCGAAGAUAUACGGCUGGAGCGGGAAGAUGUUGAUUCUCGACCGAUACUCUUUUUGGGACAUAGCAUGGGCGGGCUGUUGAUCAAGCAGGCACUCAUCAACGCACACAACAAUCCCAACUACACACCUAUCAAGGACGCCACCAGGGGGUUGGCAUUCUUCGCAACACCCCAUCACGGCGGCGACUGGAAACUGGUGAGUCUUGGAAGUCUGGCUGCCAAGAUCGCUACGGCGACAGGCUUCCAGAAAGGCGAUGAUGUGUUGGAGACAUUGAAGCAGGGGAGCAUUUUUUCGGAUAUCAUGAACGAGCACUGGAGGCACCAGCUCUUGCAGUACGACAUUGUAUCCUUCUGGGGAGGCUUUGAUAACGUUGUCCCAAGGGAGAGCGCUCGGCUAGGCAUGCCAGGCGAUCGCGAGAAUGUCGUCAGACUGGAUGCCGACCAUAGCACGCGUGUACGAAGCAACAUCAAGGACAUGUACAAGAAAGCACUGAAGCAGAAUGGCAGUGCAAAUGACCCAGCUGCUACCUCAUUUGCACUUGCCCCUAGCAUAUCGGAAUUCAGCGGCGUGAAUCGCUUCGUGGCCAGAGGCGAUGAACUCAGAUGCUUGCAUGAGGCCUUAAAAAGGACUGGCGAACGUCGCACCGCCCUCCUACAUGGCCUGGGCGGUAUGGGAAAGACCCAAUUAGCUGUAGCCUACACUAAGCAGCAUCGCACCGACUACUCGGCUUCAAUCUGGAUCAACGCGACAGACGAGACAACGCUGAAGCAGAGUUUCUACCGAGCGGCUCAGCGAAUUUCACGCCAACAUCAGUCCGUGUUGUAUAUAAAAAACGCCGUGGCAAAUGAGGACCUUGAUGAGACGUUAGAGGCAGUCAAAUCGUGGUUGAACCAACCCAAGAACGACCGUUGGCUUGUCGUCUAUGACAAUUAUGAUGACGUUAGAUUCGAUCGUCGUAACGGGAUCGUAAGCAGUGCGAGACCAGGAACAGCAGGUAGCUGGUCUGAUCCAGGCAAUACGCUCUCCGGCUCAGCCGUUUCAAAGGCGUACGACAUUCGAUCAUACCUCCCUGAGACCGACCAUGGUGCCGUCAUCAUCACCACCCGAUCUGCAACGGUGAAACUCGGCAAACGUAUUCCGCUAGGCAAGCUGAGGGAUGUCAACGAUAGCUUAGCGAUACUUACAUCAACAUCUAAUCGUGACAAUUUUGUUGAAGAUCCCGAUGCCACUACGCUUGCGCGACGGCUUGAUGGACUUCCACUCGCACUCGCAACAGCUGGGGCCUACCUAGACCAAGUAUCAACUAGCUGCAAGGAAUAUCUUGAGAUGUAUGAAAAAGCAUGGUUGCGCUUACAGCAGGAAAGUCCAGAAUUGAUAGAGUACGAUCGCGCGUUGUACUCCACGUGGAAUGUCUCAUUCCGGCAUAUUCAGUUGCAAAAUCAGCAUGCGGCCGAGCUCCUCCGUCUGUGGGCAUAUUUUGAUAACCAAGAUUUAUGGUACGAAAUAUUGCAGGCAGGAACAGCGGAGGAGCUGCUCUGGCUUCACAAGACGACGGAGAACAAGCUUGAUUUCGACGCAGCAAUGAGGGUUCUCUGUGAACACGGGCUAGCAGAGCGCAAUACCCACAUCCAGGAGUUGGGGUCAGAAUCGACAGGAUACAGCAUACAUGGGUGUGUUCAUGCAUGGACGAUCCACGUGCUCAAUACAGAAACAAGCCAACCGCUUGCCGGAAUCGCGGUACGAUGUGUAGCCUCCUACAUCCCUAGUCGAGAGCAAAGCAAGUACUGGAUAGUCCAACGACGACUUUUACAACAUGCCGACCGAUGCGUCAAGAUAUUGGAGACCAGUAUCGAGUUGAAAGACAAUGCGUGGGUGUUCCAUGCACUAGGCAACCUCUACUCGGACCAGGGCCGACUCAAAGAGGCCGAGGCGAUGUACGAACGGGCUCUUCAAGGCUCCGAGAAAGCACUAGGGCCAGACCACACAUCGACACUCUCGACGGUCAACAAUCUAGGCCUUCUCUACUUAGACCAGGGCCGACUCAAAGAGGCCGAGGCGAUGUACGAACGGGCUCUUCAAGGCUACGAGAAGGCACUAGGGCCAGACCACACAUCGACACUCGAUACGGUCAACAAUCUAGGCAUCCUCUACUCGGACCAGGGCCGACUCAAAGAGGCCGAGGCGAUGUACGAGCGGGCUCUUCAAGGCUACGAGAAGGCACUAGGGCCAGACCACACAUCGACACUCUCGACGGUCAACAAUCUAGGCCUUCUCUACUUAGACCAGGGCCGACUCAAAGAGGCCGAGGCGAUAUACGAGCGGGCUCUUCAAGGCUACGAGAAGGCACUUGGAGCAGACGCCAUAAAGACCUAUAUUCCUGCCUUGAACGCACUUCAAAAUCUCGGCUCUUUGUUCGAGAUGCUUGGCGAGAAUAGCAAAGCUAUGUCAUACUACCUAAAGGCACAGAACGGCUUCUUAUCUGUACUAGGGUCACAGAACGAGCGAUAUACACAUUUAUCUGAGAAAAUCCGUUUAUCACAGCUUGUUGUACAAGAGAUGGAUGUCUCGCUUCGCGUACAGAAGCCAGGACGAGGGCUUAAAGCCAAAUGGAGGACAUUGAAGGGACAUCUAAAGGGGGGCUAG